GCCUGGUGGCCGGAUUUCCCAGUUGGAGCCCAGCCCUUUAAAGUCCUCGCUCCUUCUUUCUGGCCGGAUAUGUGCUGAGACCCAGGGGCCUCCGUGCUGUGCCGGGAGUAGGCAGAAGCGGACUGUGACAGGUGCAUGUGGAUCAGGAAAUGGAGCUCAGUGCAGCCCACUGAAUUACUCGGGGCCCUGCAGCUAACAUAGGCAGAGGCAGGAUCUGAACUCAGGAGCUGCUUGGAGAUGCUGCUGUGGCCACUUCUGCUGCUUCUGCUGCUGCUGCUGCCAACAUUGGCCCUGCUCAGGCAGCGGCGGUCCCAGGAUGCCAAGCUGUCUUGGCUUGCUGGCCUCCAGCACCAAGUGGCAUGGGGUGCCCUGGGCUGGGCAGCCACCUGGCAGCGGCGGAAGCUGGAGCAGAGCACGCUCCACAUGCACCAGAGCCAGCAGCAGGCCCUGAGGUGGUGUCUACAGGGAGCCCAGCGUCCCCACUGUCCCCUGAGGGGGAGCACAGACAUAAGCACCUUCCGGAAUCAUCUCCCUUUGACCAAGGCCAGCCAGACCCAGGAGGAAGAGAGAGGAGAGCAGCUACUGCCCCCAACCUCACACCAGGACCUGGGGGAGGCCUCUCUGCAGGCCACCUUGCUGGGUCUGGUAGCCCUAAACAAGGCCUACCCAGAAGUGCUGGAUCAGGGCGGUGCUGCCUGUCUGACCCUCACAUCCCCUUGGCCCCGAUCCCUGCCUUGGCCUGGGAAGGCCCUGGGCCGGGUUAGCACCCCUGGAACCAAGGACCCUAGGGUCCUCCUGCUGGAGGCACUGAGGUCCCCAGGGCUGAGGGCACUGGAGGCCGGGACCGCGGUCGAACUCCUGGAUGUCUUCUUGGGCCUGGAGGCUGACGGUGAAGAGCUGGCAGGGGCGAUAGCUGCGGGGAACCCUGGAGCGCCUCUCCCUGAACGGGCAGCUGAGCUGCGGGAGGCCCUAGAGCAGGGACCCCGAGGACUGGCUCUUCGGCUAUGGCCAAAGCUGCAGGUGGUGGUGACUCUGGAUGCAGGAGGCCAGGCCGAGGCUGUGGCUGCCCUCGGGGCCUUGUGGUGCCAAGGACUAGCCUUCUUCUCUCCUGCUUAUGCAGCCUCUGGAGGGGUGCUCUGCCUAAACCUACAGCCAGAGCAGCCCCACAGGCUCUACCUUCUGCCGCCUGGACCCCUCUUUAUCGAGCUGCUCCCAGUCAAGGAAGGCACCCAGGAGGAAGCUGCCUCUACCCUCCUUUUGGCUGAGGCCCAGCAGGGCGAGGAGUAUGAGCUGGUGCUGACGGACCGUGCCAGCCUCACCAGGUGCCGCCUGGGCGAUGUGGUGCAAGUGGUUGGUGCCCACAAUCAGUGUCCAGUUGUCAGGUUCAUCUGCAGGCUGAGCCAGACCCUGAGUGUGCGAGGGGAAGAUAUUGGUGAGGACCUGUUCUCUGAGGCCCUGGGCCAGGCAGUGGGGCAGUGGCCAGGGGCCAAGCUGCUGGACCAUGGCUGUGUGGAGAGCAGCAUUCUGGAUUCUGCUGUGGGCUCUGCUCCCCACUACGAGGUGUUUGUGGAGCUGAGGGGGCUGAGGAAUCUGUCGGAGGAAAAUCGAGACAAGCUGGACCACUGCCUUCAGGAAGCUUCUCCCCGCUACAAGUCCCUGCGGUUCUGGGGCAGCGUGGGCCCUGCUAGAGUCCACCUGGUGGGGCAGGGGGCCUUCCGAGCACUCCGGGCAGCCCUUGCUGCCUGCCCCUCCUCCCCAUUCCCCCCUGCGAUGCCUCGGGUCCUUCGGCACAGGCACCUGGCCCAGUGUCUGCAGCAGAGGGUGGUGUCCUGAGUCAACGCCUGCCCUACCGGCCAGCUCCUCUCUCUCAGACCUCUCUGGAUGGGGAGUCCUUGGCCGGGGUCUGUGACUCUGUGUCACCUGACAUUUGCCCAUGAGAGCCGCUGGGCCUUAGGGAGGCCUUGGCCCAGCUGACCAAUUCUGAGGCAUGGGCCUCCAGGGUUAGCAGACACCAGCAGCGCAUGCCCGUGUCCCCGGGUCCUGGCAUGGCAGACACUGCCAGAGCUCCCAUGGAUGCCGAUAGUUUCCUGUGUCACAGCCCGACGGGCUUCUGGCGGCCACAACCGUGUGCUCAGUCCGUGCACUGGGCAGGCUGGAAUUGUUGGGGGGUUAAUGUCCCCAGGAGCAACCCUGAGUCAAUAAGGAGCAGGACCUCAGCUUCAUUGUCCUUGAGCGGGACAAUUCUGAAGCGUAUUCUACAUAAAGUCUCGGAGGAUGCCCAACAGGAUGGAGUCCCCGCCGCCCAAAGCAGUAACCCACUCAUUCAUGUACUUCCUGCGGGGCUCCUCACCUGCCUCCCUUCCCCGCUCCCUCCUUGGGCUUCCUGGGAUGCUCCCAAAUAAACCUCUCGCAGCCAGAUUCUUGCCUCAGGGUCUGCUUUGGGGAAACUGGGGAGUGGACCGUGGCUCCGGGUCUGGUCUGGGCCUGGCUAGGCCCUGACUGCGCGUGCACACAGGAGCCUUUGGGGACAGCGAGCACCUCCUGGGCCAGCACCCACAAGCCACUUCUGCGGUGGGAACAAGAGACCGAUUGCUUCACACCGUAAGGCAUUGAAGCAGGAAGCAGCCCCUGAGACCAUCUGGGUUAACUGUUCUAUGCCAAUGAGGAAACGCAGCCUCCACAGGUUUGUAGAGGCUAAAAUAAAAGAAAGAAAGAAACUGGG
This is a messenger RNA of Sapajus apella (tufted capuchin), 2722 nucleotides long. It is a transcript of the gene GHDC, whose product is annotated as GH3 domain containing. Gene Ontology annotation, molecular function: acid-amino acid ligase activity. Lineage: Eukaryota; Metazoa; Chordata; Mammalia; Primates; Cebidae. The transcript is spliced from 10 exons. Bases 238 to 1833 code for a protein of 531 amino acids. The record is from RefSeq and is a predicted model, not a curated record. Gene Ontology annotation, cellular component: cytoplasm.